Cryptomeria japonica (Japanese cedar) is the source of this 994-nucleotide messenger RNA. RefSeq lists its product as uncharacterized. The transcript has 2 exons. Bases 226 to 858 code for a protein of 210 amino acids. NCBI's taxonomy places the organism in Eukaryota, Viridiplantae, Streptophyta, Pinopsida, Cupressales, Cupressaceae. The record is from RefSeq and is a predicted model, not a curated record.
UAGAUGACAAUCUUAUGGCUUCGUUAAACAAAACACAGAGUUAUAUGGACCCGUUAAUUUUUCUUGUUUAUGGCUCUGAUCAUUGCUAACUUCAAUGUUUACAUUCAAUGAUCUUUUUUUGGAAGAGUGCCUCUGCCAUUAAACUCUGUCAGUUCAAGGAAAUUCAGUUCAGAAGAUAGGAAGGGAAUUAGUUAAAACGGAUACCAGAUUACUGUGAUAUAAUCAAUGGCCUCUGCCAGUGCUGUCACAGUGCAAUGUGGGUCGGCCUCGAUAAGGAGGAGAGGAUUGUCUCUAUCCUUUUCCAGCUCUGCCCACAUUAAUGGAGGCACCAAACUGUGGAUUCGUUUCCCAGGGCAACAUUCUUCAGUGAGCAGACAAUCAUUGCUAGUACUUGCCAUGGCACCCAGAAAGAAGGUGAAUACGUACGAUGACAACUGGAAGAAACAGUGGUUUGGGGCAGGGAUCUUUUUUGAAGAUGGUGAAACUGCAGAUGUAGAUAUUGUCAAAAAGUUGGAGAAGAAGAAGGUCUUAAGUGGAGUUGAAAAAGCAGGAUUGCUUUCAAAGGCAGAGGAAUUAGGCUUCACCCUCUCCACAAUUGAAAAAAUGGGUCUUUUGUCAAAAGCAGAAGAACUUGGCCUGCUGAGCCUAGCUGAGAAAGUUGCUUCUACAUCACCCGCUGCAAUUGCAUCUGUGUCAUUACCACUAUUUGUGGCUGCCAUUUCCACUAUUGUUCUGAUUCCAGAUGAUACUCAAGGACUUGUAAUAGCUCAGAAUGUUCUAGCAGCCAUCCUUGCAACCUCUGCAGUUGGCCUAUUUGGUGCUUCCAUUGUACUUAGUGGCUUACAAGAAUCUGAAUAAGAUUUCUCAUUCACAUUCCAAUGUUCAAAUUUUUCCCAGUGCAUUAAACACGAAAUUUUGAUUCUGUUGAUCCUUUACUGUAUAAAUUUCUCAAUGAUUUGACUUAUUCAAGUUUGAAUGUUUUCUUUCUGGACAA